Messenger RNA from Candidozyma auris, 1131 nucleotides. RefSeq names its product alpha-factor pheromone receptor STE2 (gene STE2). Gene Ontology annotation, biological process: G protein-coupled receptor signaling pathway. Lineage: Eukaryota; Fungi; Ascomycota; Pichiomycetes; Serinales; Metschnikowiaceae. The record is from RefSeq and is a predicted model, not a curated record. The transcript has a single exon. Gene Ontology annotation, molecular function: pheromone binding; mating-type factor pheromone receptor activity. Gene Ontology annotation, cellular component: G protein-coupled receptor homodimeric complex; membrane. Bases 1 to 1131 code for a protein of 376 amino acids.
AUGGAAUUUACUGGAGACAUUGUUCUCAAGUAUACUUUGAGCGGUGAGGAGUACCUGUCUACAUUUGAGCAAUUAGAUAGCUCUGUCAACCGGUCCCUUGAGCUUGGCGUGGUUCACGGUAUAGCUAUCGCAUGUGGGGUCCUAUUGAUGGUUCUCUCAUGGGUCAUCAUAAUCAAGAAGAAAAAUCCGAUUUUCGUAUUGAACCAACUCACCUUGUUGCUCAUGGUCAUCAAGUCGUCUUUAUACCUUGCUUUCCUCUUUGGGCCGUUGAGUUCCCUCACUUACAAGUUCACCAGAGUACUCCCCCACGAUAAAUGGCACGCUUUCCAUGUAUACAUCGCCACGAACGUCAUUCACACGUUGCUCAUAGCAACAGUGGAGAUGACCUUGGUUUUCCAAAUCUACAUCAUCUUUAAGUCACCGGAAGUUCGCCACUUGGGCUAUAUAUUGACCGGUGCUGCUUCUGCUUUGGCCCUCACUAUCGUUGCCUUGUACAUCCACAGCACUGUCAUUUCAGCAGUGCAAUUGAAGGAGCAACUUUUGAUGCACGAAAUCAAGAUCACAAAUUCCUGGGUCAACAACGUGCCCAUCAUUUUGUUUUCGGCUUCCUUGAAUGUGGUGUGUAUCAUUCUCAUUGCUAAACUCGCCUUGGCCAUCAAGACCAGAAGGUACCUUGGGUUGAAGCAGUUUGACGGUUUGCACAUCUUGAUGAUCACCUCUACGCAAACGUUCAUUGUGCCCUCUGUAUUAAUGAUCGUCAACUACAAGCAGUCUUCUUCGUACCUGACGCUCUUGGCCAACAUAAGUGUCAUUCUCGUCGUUUGCAACCUUCCCUUGAGCUCAUUGUGGGCAGCUUCUGCAAACAACAGUUCUACACCGACUUCCUCCGCCAACACUGUCUUCUCCAGAUGGGACUCGAAGUUUUCUGACACAGAAACAAUCGCCCACGAGCUACCACUUAUUCCGGGCAAGGCCGAAAAGUUACAGUUGGUGAGCCCAAUCACUGAGAAAGGAGACACUCAUACAAUGUGCGAGUCCCACGGGGACCAGGACCUGAUCGAUAAGAUGCUUGACGACAUAGAAGGGGCCGUUAUGACUACGGAGUUCAACCUCAACAAUAGAACCGUCUAA